AUACUUCGAACGCGUUGGGAGAAUUGUUAUCUGCAAGUCUUGAAUCGUGUUAGCGCGAAAAACCAAACAUGUGCAAAACGCUUGCAGAUAAAAACAUUUGACUUAUCCCGCCACCCACGUGUAUCUGUUUACAGCUAGUGACUUCACACAUUGGACGAAUGGAUACAAGCUAAUAUGGCGUCAAAUUAACGUGUAAAAUACGCUAAAAAUUCUUGGUUUUAUAUACGUAUAACAUUUAAACCAAUUGAUUUUUAAACUCAAAACUUAUAUUUUUGGAUUCUAUUUGUCGAAUAUUAUCGGAAUAUAUAAAAAAAGUCAAUAAUUUUUGGUUUCUCAAACUGGAGAGAUAUAAGGUAGAAAGAAUUAGUAAAGCUCAAGGUUCGAGCAUAGUCAAAUGGAUGAAAUAUCCGAUGAGGAAUCUUUCCGUAAUGACAAAUCUAUGGAACAUAGAAAAUCUGAUCCGCAUGAAGGAGUUUCUUCAAAAGAUGUGACACAAAGCAGUGUCAGUAUGAGCGAAGGAGAAGCAGAUGGGGAUUUAGAAGGUCUUGCAGGAAGGGUGGUUCAAUUAGAAGAGUUGUUGCAAGGGAAAGAAGCCAUAGUCGAAGCUUUAAAUGCGGAAAUUGAUCACUUGAGAGCAGAGGCCUCAUCUCCAAACUCUUCUCAAAGCCAGAGUAGUAGUAUACACAGUAGAGAUGUCUUGUCUUUGUAUCAUAUAAAACUACAAGAGUUUGAAAAAGCAGUGAAUCAAAGAGAUAAGCUAAUAGAAGAUCUAAUGUGGUCUCUGCAGCAUGCUCUGUCUGUAAGAGAUAAUCUUGCUAGUCAAUUGAACUCCAUAAAUGCUAUGCAGAUACCUUGUAAAGAUAGUGAUAAGAAUAAGUGCUUGGAAGAAAAGAUUGAUACUUUAGAAAAGACUGUAAGCGAUCAAAGGUCAAUAAUACAAAAAUUAAAUAGCCAGGUGACCCAAAAUCAGGAAUAUGUACAGACACUGGAAAUGGAGAAAGAAACUCGAACAGCUGAGAUUAAUGAUUAUAAGUUGCAAAUUAAUAAUUUGAAUGAACAAAUCCGUCUAAAUGCUGCUGACAAAAAUUUAAACAUCGCCGAGACUUUAGAGCAACAGAAACAGUAUGAAGUGCGUGUAGAUAAGAUAAAACAAGAUAUGCAACAUAUAUUAAAAAAAUUUACAACUGAGAUGAAUAUAAAUACUGCACGUCAUCAACAGGAAUUAAAAGAGCAAGCUGCAAAGUAUGAGAAAGAGGUAAUGAAUAUCCAAAAAGAAUAUGAAGAACAUCUAAAGCAAUUGAAAGAAGAAAAUAAGACUAUGGCUGAUCGCUUGAACAAGGAACUACCAGAUCUGGAGACUCGACAUGCCAAAGAACUCUCCAUAUUUCAAACGCAGUUGGCUCACUAUAAGAAAACUGUGGAAACUCUGAAACUCGAGUUAAUGAAUCGUUCUGAAUCCCAACAAACUGCCCAAGCUGAAUUGAACGAACAAAAAUCAAAGUUUAAUGAGUUUAGAGUGCAGGCAGAAAAAGUUACACGCAUUCAAAAUCUAGAUCAUCAAAAGGAAAAAGAGAUGUUACACGAACAGAUUAAGUUGCAUAAACUUCAAUUGGAGGAAGUCACUUCAAAGUACAUAGCAGCGACAGCGGUUCUGGAAUCGAAGGAAAGCAUUGAACGUUCCUUGGAACAAGCCUUAACAAAUGCUGCUGUGUUGAAAGAAGAGAAUGAAAGUCUAAAAUUUAAACUCGACGAUCUGUCGUCGAGAUACUCGACAGCGCAGUCGUUGAUAGAAAAUAGUCAGUCUCAUGAAAGAACUUUAAGCAACAAAAUCUAUGAUUUAGAGAAAUCAUUGUCCAGACUUAGUGGUAUAAACGUGAGUACUCUAAGCGAACUGAACGAAACUACGUAUCAGACUUUUGACGAAGUGGCGAUUCAAUAUCAGUUGACAAAACAAAAGCUUGAGGAAAAAGCAGAAUUCGAGAAACUUUUAAUUUGUAAGAUUGAGGGUCUUGAAGAGGAUGUUCGUAAGUCAAAAGAAGAGUUGGAACAAGCAAAUCUUACAAAGAAAUCAUAUGAGAAACAGCUUAAGGAUAUGAAGAAUGUAUGCGACAAAUACAAAUCUGAGCUGAGUUCCUUGAAGAAGAACAGUUUGGAUGGCCAGAGUACCCUGCCAUUAGCAGAAGAAAGCAAAUCAUCUAGUCAGAGUAUGAAAGAUACCAUCAGUGAUCUGCUGCAUAAAACUGAAGAGGAUCAACAGGAAAUCAAGAAGCUUAAGAUGACCCUUGAGCUGAAAGAGACAGAACUUGCAGAAUCCAUAAAAAAAAUGUAUGAUCUGACAGACAUGUUGAAGAAAUCUGAGGAAGAGCGUGAACAGUUGAAGAUUGGACUAGCCACAGCAUGGGCACAGUGUGCAGAGGUAGAGGAAAAAUUGAAUCAGACGUUAGCUUUAAGCGAUAGUAAACUUGAUGUUUCAUUGUCAUCCAGUUAUAACAGUGCCUUAAUGAAACAAUUUAAGCUGGAUAGGAUUGUUAAUAAUUCUGUAGAUUCAACACACGAUAAAAGCAUCGAUAUAAAUAGAACUCUUGAUGAGAAAACCGAAGAUCCUAAUAUUAGUAACAAAACAGCAUCGCUACAAGAAAAAUUAAUGCUUGUACUGGAAGAAAAUAAACGGUUGCUGAAAGAAGUAGAACGUUUAAUGAGUCAACAGGCAGACUAUGAAGAAAUAAAAAAGAAAAUGGAUCACUACAUUAAUCUUUCAAAAAACCUUACCAUAGAAAAGGAACAUAAGAAUGAAGAAAAUAAAGCUUUGAAGAAGAAGUUAGAGAAUAUGCAUUCACUACAAGAUUCUGUAAAUCAAUUAACAUUAGAGAAGGAGACUUUACGUAAAGAAAUUGAAGCACUGAUUCAUGUUCAUGACGAGCAGAUAAACGCUAUAAAAACCGAAACUACAUCUGAAAUUAGAAAAGUACAAUCAUUAAUGUUGAGCACAAAAGGAGGCACAAAAGAGUUAAACGAUCUCAAAACCGAACUGGAAAUGCGACACGCGAAGGAAAUGGAAGAACUGCGUAUGUAUUUCGAACAAAAAUGUUUGCUGAUGGAAAAACAAUAUUCCGAGGAAAUAUUUAGUCAGCAGUCAAAAAAGAUGUCAGACAAUGAUAGUGAAAUUGCUGACAUAACUGAAGGCUUAUAUUUUGGAGGUGCUGGCGAUUGUUUGAACGUUUCGAAUAUCUCUGAGCAUAGUUCAAGACUUGGUUCUCCAAUAAAGGAUGAGCAAUCUAAGCAUACCAGCCAAAAUUUUAAUAGUUAUAAGUCUGAAUUAGAGUAUGAAAUAAAUAUCAAAACUUUGCAACAAGAAUUGCAAAACAGAAUAAUAGAGUUGCAGGAAGCGAAAUUGCAAUGUGAGAAAUCUUUAGAAGAACAGAAAAAUAUGUAUGAAAGACAACUAUACAAUAACAAGGACAAAGAAAGACGCGAGUUAUUGAAAAAUAUGACAAAUCAGCAUUGUCAAACAGAAUGGGAUGCGGGUGCGUUGGAAAACGGUGAAUUAACGCAACUACGAGCGGCCUACAACCAUCAAUUGGAAGAACAGAUCGCACUAGCUAAGUUGGAUAUUGUCAAUGCGCUCCAAGAACAAAUUCAGGCACUUUUAACGGUCGAGUCGGAUGUAGAAGAUAAUUGGCCAGCAGAAUUGUUGGAAUUACGAGACAAACUGACUGGUAAUGCAAAGAAGGAGAUGCAACUACUUAAAGAAACCCAUACUGAGGAAAUGCAACGUUUAAAAGAAGAGCAUUCUCGAACUGUAGCUAGAAUGAUCGAUCGUCAUCAGGAAGAACUUAAUAAAAUUAAGUCAGAAUGUGUUCAGAAUUAUGGUGAAAAAGGAGAUCUUGAUAAAAGCGUAGUAACAGAUAAUCAAAUUCUUGAAGAAAGGAAUACCUUAAGUAAAACGUGUGUAACUCUUAAAACGUUGAUUGAAGAACUGAUAAAGUACUUUAGUAUUUGUGAAGAGGAAGUUAAUAAUACUUUUAUUACCAAAGUUGUUAAGAGUCAAUUAUCCGAUAGCGUCAUUAAUGAAAAAGCCAUGCAAAUUGAUAAAACUGAUGGAUUGAAAUUCAACGAAUCAAGAGAGAACCAAGAGACUAGCUUAUUGAACUCUUCCAAAAUGAAGAUACAAAGGAUCCAUUUUGCUCCAAAAACUACCGAGAUAGUUUCUAUAAUAAAUAGCAAUGCUGAAACUUUACCAACUAUUCUGGAAGAAGAUGAGUGCAUAACAGAAAAAUUAAAGCAAGAAUUGAACAACUGCGUACGUCGCUUGAAAUCUGAAAGCGCUGAAAUUCUUAGCACUUCUUUAUCCACAAGAGAACGGAGACAUAGCUCUCCUUUGAAAGAUACUCUUUGGUUAAAUAAAAUGAAUGAAGAACUGAAUUUGAAACUUCAUCAUGCUGAAGCUCUAGUCAUCAGCUAUCAAGAAGAGAUCAGUCAUCUGAAAAUGACCAUUUUAGAUCUUCAAAGGAAGCUAAUUAAUGCAGAGAAUAAAAAAGAAACAAUCACAGAAGGUUAUGGGGAAAAUUAUGACUUGGGUACUGACAUUACUUUGCAAGAUUUCUCACAAUUGCAAGAAAAAGUGAGACAUGUAUUAUCAAAUGGAGGAGGAGAUUGCACAGAAUUGUUGCAACUGAUAGAUGAACAAUCUAGACUGACUGAAAAAUUGAUGGAAGAGGCAAAAAGGGAAAAGGAAGAUUUGCAGCAACAGCAGGUGCCUUUAGAACCUACUCCUACCCCAUACAUUCACAGGGUUUGCCGCCGAAAGAUUGAGGCAGCAGAUAAGCAAUUAAAAGCAACUCGCAGAUUUCUGGAUGAGCAAGCAAGCGAAAGAGAAGCUGAGAGAGAUGAAGCAGCGAAACAAGUAUAUGUUCUGCAGGAACAGCUUAAAGAACGUGAACGAGAAAAGGAACGAGAUCAACGCAUAACAUCUGAGCAGUCUACACUAUCACCCGAAGCAACGUCAGACGUCCCUGUGCUUCAAGCAUCUGACAUCGGUGCAGUUGUGGAGGUUCUAGAGUCUCAGAUGAGAGAGAUGUCCUCUCUUAUGUCUGACACAGAGGCCAGAAAAUCUGAAACCGAGAGUGAACUGAAAGCAGCUAUCGACAAGAUUUGGGUACUUAGAGAAAUCAUCACAGACUUGGAACAACAACUACAGAUCAAAACUGAGAAGGAAGAAUCUCUUCAAUUACAAAUCAAUCAAUUAGAAACUGUGAUUGCUGCGCAGACUAAGAACCAGCAUGAGUUGGUCCAAGAACUGGAUGCUGUUAAGAUGGGUAGUGAAAGCAAGCAACUAAAUGAACAUAUUAUUCACUUACAGGAGGAAUUAAGAAAACACAAGUUAAGUUCUGAACAAUUCAACGUGAAUUCUGCGGCAUUGAAGCAAAUGAAAACAGAACUUCGCGAUAUGCAGAAUCAUUUAACUAAAAGAAUUAGAGAACUGGAAUCUGCGCACAUGUGUAGUUCCAAUUUGAGUUUGAGUCAACCAAGCGAAGAUGUCUCUAUUAGAGAGCAAAUAGAUGCCUCGCGGUGCCCUACUCCCGAUGAUCCUACUGCACCUCCAAUGUUACCACUCGACCAGUUACUUAAACUUAAGGAGAAAAUGUUGAAACAUGCCAGAGCUGAAGAAGUAGCACUAAAAAGAAUCAAAGAUUUAGAAUUGCAAGUUACUGCUUUCAAAAACCAGAACGAGGAAUUGCAAGCAGAGCAGGAAAUUCUUCAGCAAACCACUUCUGAGCAAUUGUUUCAAAUAGAAGCAAUGCGUGGUAGAUUGGAGCAACACAAGCAAAGCGCUCCAUUUGCCCAGAGACAGGCUACAUCACGCUUAGAACUACAACUUCAUGAAGCUAAUGCCAAGUUUCAAUCUUUAGAACGAACCAUUGCUGACAAAGAUUUAGAAUUACAGGACAUGAAGAAUCAAUUGGAUAGAAUUAAUCAAUUAUUGCAAGAGAAGGAAGCAGAGAUUGCAAAUGUGGUGCAAGUAGAAAGUGCUACUAUUCAGAAGUUGAAAGAGCACGUAGAAAUUAUUGAAGAGGAGAAAAAGAUUCUUCAGGCGAAAGUUGGUGUUCAAGAGCAUGCACAGUUAGAAUUACCGAGACUAAUAGACAGUAUGUUAGCAGACAAGAACGAGGAGAUAGAUCACUUGAAGGAACAAUUAUCCAAAAAAGAAAAGCAACUUGAGAUAUAUUCUUCACUGAAUCUGGACGAAACACAAUUAAGAGAGUUGGUACGACAGACAGAGGCAAAGAAUAGUGCACGUACAUUGAGCGAUAUUCUAUCAAUUCACUCGGAAUGCGAAGAGACUACGGAAGCCAUCAGAGGAGCCAACACGACACAAAACUUACCUAACGUAUCUGCUUUCAAAGUUCCUACUUCACCUGUUCCAAAAAGUAUAGAUAAUUCAACUGUACCUUUAAUGGACAGCACUAAGAUAAUUCAGGUUCCUCUUCUAGACCUUGGUUCUCAAAGUCUAUCAGCAAAUUCCAGUCAACAAUCUAGAAUCUUAGACUUGCUGGUCAGUGGCCAGGAGUCGAAAUCUUCCACGUCGGAAAACAAUAAUUCUAACGACAGAACUGACCAUGCUACACAGUCAACAAAACAGUGUACUCAAACGCAAGAAUUACCACAAAGAGAACGUGCUGAUGAGAGAAGUGACGACAGUAGUAGUAAUAGAUCUUAUGUUCCUUCAAUGAAAUACACUCAGACGUCCAUCAAUGAGACAUUGAAAGAGGUGGAGAACUUGGAAAUUCAAUUACAGGCAGUAAGAGAGGAAUUAGAUAUGAAAUCAGCAAUUUUGACUAAAAGAGAAGAUGAUUUAAUAGCUCUGCAGAAACUUUACGACGAGUUGCAAAUGGAAUUUAAAAAUGUUGUGGAGACACUAUCCAGAGAUAAGUGUUUCUAUCAGAAUCAAUAUGAAUUGUCACGAGUAUCAGAGAAUAAAAUAAAAAAAGAUCUUCAGGAAAUAGAAAAUAUUUUAAAACUGAGUAAUGAAGAAAUGCAAGACCACAAAAAUAAGAUACAAAUGAACGAAAAAAUUAUAAUAGAAUUGAAUUUAGAGAAUAAUAAGUUAAAAAAGGAUAUCGAAGAGAAGGAACAAGAAUUAGGACAGACACGGGAAUAUACUAUUCUUCUCCAGGAACAGGCAAAGGAGUUACAGAAAUUCAGAGAUGCAAUUCUCGAAAAAGAUAUUACUAUCGAAACUAUCCAAACCCGCAAUAUUGAGAUCGAAAAUGAAAAUAAACAGUUGUACGAAUUCAAAACAAAGUACCAAUCUACCAAACAAGAAUUAUUAGAAUGUCAGAAUGAAAUUCAAAGACUGACCGAAGGUCUAAACAACAGGGAUCAGGUCAUUAGAAGAUUGGAAGAAAUGGCCAGACGCACCAGCUUCUCAGGAACAUCCUCACCUUCUAACGAAAAGGAUCAAGAAAUCCAUCAUCUGCAGGAAUACUUAAAAGAAAAAGAUAAAGUGAUUAGACAAAUGAGUGACGAUAGCAAAAGUCUGCACAAGGCUUUGGAAGCUAUACAGAAUAAGAUGAAGGAAUCUGGAAAUGUUGUGGAGUUGAGAAAGAAGUUGAAGGAUGAAAGAAAGAUAAAUGCUGAACUGAGGAAUAUGGUGGAUAAUCUAAAUAAAGAUCUGUCUGACCUAAAGUUACCUGCACAACGAUUGCAAGAUGAUAUCGACAUCGAAGACAUGGUGCAAAGAGAGUUAAAUUUAUCGGCACACUUAGAUAGAAAGAUUAUGAACGCCAUAGAAAACGAUGACGAGGAUAAGAAAAAGACAGAAAGACAAACUCCUUAUCAGGAUUUCCAAGAAGCAAAAUAUAUAGAACUAAAAUUAAAACUGAGUCAAGCUAAUAAAAUCAAUGAAGAAUUGAAGAAGCUGAAAGAUGAUUUGGAGAUAGAAACAGAAAUGCUCAAGUGCCAGAUAACAGAAUACGAAGGUCGAAUUUUCCAACUAAAGUCAGAUUUAACAGAGAAAUCAAAGAAAAUAGCGAAACUAGAUGAAGAAUUAUCUUCAGAGAAGAAUUUGAUGAGAAAAUUAAAGAUUCAGAUUGAAAAGGAGCAUAGGGCAAUGCAAGUUGGUUGUUCAGAAUUAAUAGAGACCCUCCAGAGUAAGUUGAAGAAUUCUUUAGACAAUGAGGUGAAGCUUAAAAAUGAAUUGUCCUUGCUACAAGAUGAGCAUAAGAAUUUAGAGAUUCAACUGAGUUUGAUGAAAGACCAUGUACAAUCCCAGAAAGUCGAUGACUUAUCAAAAUUAACAGAUUUAGAAGCUGAGAGGAAGAAAUAUCUGUCAUUAAUGGAAAGCUUUGAAAAAGAAGGAAGGGAAAACACAGAGCUGAAGGACACUUUGAGGAAAUUACAGAUGGAGAAGAAUCAUUUUGAGAAGCAAUUAGAAGUGGAAGUGGAGAAAAAUGAGAACUUAACAAGUAAUCUGGUUUUGAUAAAGGGAACUAAUGAUCACUUGCAAACUGAUCUCAGGCGUACCAAAGAAGAACUAAAAGCAAAACAAGAAGAAGGCGAAUGGUUACAGAAGAGAAUUAAAACCAUGUCUGAUGCGGAAACUAAGAGACAAGAACAAAAGAUCAGUGAACAUAGUGAGCUUAAGGCUUUGAGGAGAGAAAUCAAUAAUGCUAGAGAUGUGAUAAUGGAUUUGGAGGCUGACAUGAAACAGUCAAAGAGAGAAUUAACAGAAUCUCUAGAACGGGAGAUGAAGCUAGCUGAGACUUUUAAAGAAAGGGAAACUGAUCUACUUAAAAAGUUAUCGGCCGUCAAAGAUGAGGAGAAGAACUCUAGGGAUGUGAUUGCUGAGUUACAACAAGAAAUAAAAGCAUGUACAAGGAGAGAAUUGGAGCUCACAAAGGAACUGAAGAGCAGAUUUACAAACGAGAAUAUGCCUACAAAAUUCAUGCAAAAGAUAAAUGAUCUCAGUGAAGUUAAUGAAAAAUACAUGACAGAAAAGACUGUACUUCAAGAGAAGUUGAUAAAAUCAAGGGAAGAGAAGGAAAAAUUGAACCAACGAAUUAAAUUACUCGAAGAUCAAAUCAAACGAAAUAAGGGACCUCAAGUUUCAAAUGCUAGAAUCCCAGAAAUAGAAAAGUUGCAACAUUUUUAUGGAAAGUUUCUGCGAGCGGAAAGCAGACGCAAGGCUCUAACAUAUCAGAAACGAUAUUUGUUAAUUGUAAUUGGUAGCUACCAAUUGUCUGAAGAAAAUACUCUAUGUGUACUCGCCCAAUUGACCAGAGACCAACGAUCCUACGCUGUGGUAGGCCGUAACAAGAAAUCGCCAAAAGUUCGAUUUAGGAGUGCGGUGCUUGUUUUGAUUAGUAUCCAUAGAAUGAAGUGGUUAAUCGUGAGAUGGAAUAUUGGCAGACGAAUUGGUGUGAAAACUCUAUUAUGGAACACGGAUCAGUCUUUUCUACCAAUUCAAAAAGCUGCCAUAAAUCAUUCGCCUCCUGUUCGAGAUAAGACUACCGCAAAUGGAGAUGGUGGUUUUGACACGUUUGAACAGUAUUGCCAACGACUGAAGAAUGUUCAGCAGAGAUUGGGUUUAGCAGAGGCUGGGAAUCUUCAGAUUAUUCCAGAAUAGUAUUACGUUUUGUACCUAAGUUCUGUAAGUAUCGUAAACAGUGAUUUAACUAUCACGUCACUGUUUUCUGAAUGCGGUCAUUAUUGUGUGAUCCGCAUGGGAUUGCUGUUUUCGAUUGUUUCGCCAAUCGAAAACGUUCGAAACUGGGCAUUUUUAUCGGAAAACAUGUUGUUGCAAAAAUUUGAGCUUCUUUCAGCUGUAUUUUUUCUACAAAUUGUAUAUAAAAUUGUAGCAUAGAAAAUACGAUUUGUCGAACACGUGUUAAAUUUCCACACCAAUUAUUAGAGGAUGAUGUAUUAUGCGUGCUAUAAUUUUAAUAUUAUCCGUACCCGUAAUAUUUUUAAAUAAUUGAACAAGAUGACGUCAUACUAGUGCUUAUAUAUUGUGUUUUACCAAAGUUACUGAUAGAAAUAUUGCUCUUAAGCAUACUGUUAUUAUAAGGAUACAAACCUGUGCCUUGUACAUUGUAAUAAGUGUUCUAUUAUUUAUUUGUUGAUGAUCUGUACGUUUUUAUAUUGUGAAUAAAAAAUAAAAUACCUUUUUAUCA
This is a messenger RNA of Bombus impatiens (common eastern bumble bee), 10172 nucleotides long. Its product is annotated as A-kinase anchor protein 9. Bases 395 to 9625 code for a protein of 3076 amino acids. Lineage: Eukaryota; Metazoa; Arthropoda; Insecta; Hymenoptera; Apidae. Gene Ontology annotation, molecular function: molecular adaptor activity. The transcript is spliced from 19 exons. The record is from RefSeq and is a predicted model, not a curated record. Gene Ontology annotation, biological process: signal transduction.